AUGCCCACCCUAGUCCCACCCUGGCCACACCCACACCCUGGCCACACCCACACCCACACCCUGGCCACACCCACACCCAGGGCUGAUAACAGCAGUGGUAACGACAGUGAUAACAACAGUGAUAACAGCAGUGAUAACAGCUGUGAUAACAACAGUGAUAACAACAGUGAUAAUGACAGUGAUAACAACAGUGAUAACAUCAGUGAUACCAGCAGUGAUACCAGUGAUAACAACAGUGAUAACAGCUGUGAUAACAACAGUGAUAAUGACAGUGAUAACAACAGUGAUAACAGUGAUAACGACAGUGAUAACAACAGUGAUAACAACAGUGAUAACAUCAGUGAUAAGAGCAGUGAUAACAACAGUGAUAACAGCUGUGAUAAUGACAGUGAUAACAACAGUGAUAACAACAGUGAUACCAGCAGUGAUACCAGUGAUAACAACAGUGAUAACAGCUGUGAUAACAGCAGUGAUAACAGCUGUGAUAACAACAGUGAUAAUGACAGUGAUAACAACAGUGAUAACAGUGAUAACGACAGUGAUAACAACAGUGAUAACAACAGUGAUAACAUCAGUGAUAAGAGCAGUGAUAACAACAGUGAUACCAGCAGUGAUACCAGUGAUAACAUCAGUGAUAACAACAGUGAUAACAACAGUGAUAACAGUGAUAACAACAGUGAUAACAGCUGUGAUAAUGACAGUGAUAACAGCUGUGAUAACAACAGUGAUAACAACAGUGAUAAGAGCAGUGAUAAGAGCAGUGAUAACAACAGUGAUACCAGCAGUGAUAACAGCAGUGAUAACAGCAGUGAUAACAGCAGUGAUAACAACAGUGAUAACAGCAGUGAUAACAGCAGUGAUAAGAGCAGUGAUAACAACAGUGAUACCAGCAGUGAUAACAGCUGUGAUAAUGACAGUGAUAACAACAGUGAUAACAACAGUGAUAACAGCAGUGAUAACAGCAGUGAUAAGAGCAGUGAUAACAACAGUGAUAGCAGCUGUGAUAAUGACAGUGAUAGCAGCUGUGAUAACAACAACAGUGAUAAUGACAGUGAUAACAACAGUGAUAACAACAGUGAUAACAGCAGUGAGCAUGAUAACAACAGUGAUAACAGUGAUAACAGCAGUGAUAACAACAGUGAUAACAGCAGUGAUAACAGCAGUGAUAACAGUGAUAACAGCAGUGAUAACAGCAGUGAUAACAGUGAUAACAGUGAUAACAGCAGUGAUAAUGACAGUGAUAAUGACAGUGAUAACAACAGUGAUAACAACAGUGAUAACAGCAGUGAUAAUGACAGUGAUAAUGACAGUGAUAAUGACAGUGAUAACAACAGUGAUAACAACAGUGAUAACAACAGUGAUAACAACAGUGAUAACAACAGUGAUAAUGACAGUGAUAACAACAGUGAUAACAACAGUGAUAACAACAGUGAUAAUGACAGUGAUAACAACAGUGAUAAUGACAGUGAUAACAGCAGUGAUAACAGCAGUGAUAACAGUGAUAACAGCAGUGAUAACAACAGUGAUAACAGCAGUGAUAAUGACAGUGAUAAUGACAGUGAUAACAACAGUGAUAACAACAGUGAUAAUGACAGUGAUAACAACAGUGAUAACAACAGUGAUAAUGACAGUGAUAAUGACAGUGAUAACAACAGUGAUAACAACAGUGAUAAUGACAGUGAUAAUGACAGUGAUAACAACAGUGAUAACAACAGUGAUAAUGACAGUGAUAAUGACAGUGAUAACAACAGUGAUAACAACAGUGAUAACAACAGUGAUAACAACAGUGAUAAUGACAGUGAUAAUGACAGUGAUAACAACAGUGAUAACAGUGAUAACAGCAGUGAUAACAACAGUGAUAACAACAGUGAUAACAACAGUGAUAACAACAGUGAUAACAACAGUGAUAACAGCAGUGAUAACAACAACAGUGAUACUGACAGUGAUAAUGACAGUGAUAACAACAGUGAUAACAACAGUGAUAACAACAGUGAUAACAACAGUGAUAAUGACAGUGAUAAUGACAGUGAUAACAACAGUGAUAACAACAGUGAUAAUGACAGUGAUAAUGACAGUGAUAACAACAGUGAUAACAACAGUGAUAAUGACAGUGAUAAUGACAGUGAUAACAGCAGUGAUAACAGCAGUGAUAACAGUGAUAACAGCAGUGAUAACAGCAGUGAUAACAGUGAUAACAGCAGUGAUAACAACAGUGAUAACAGCUGUGAUAAUGACAGUGAUAACAACAGUGAUAACAACAGUGAUAAUGACAGUGAUAAUGACAGUGAUAACAACAGUGAUAACAACAGUGAUAACAACAGUGAUAACAACAGUGAUAACAACAGUGAUAACAGCAGUGAUAACAACAGUGAUAACAACAACAGUGAUAACAGCUGUGAUAAUGACAGUGAUAACAGCAGUGAUAACAACAGUGAUAACAACAACAGUGAUAACAGCUGUGAUAACAACAGUGAUAACAGUGAUAACAGUGAUAACAGUGAUAACAACAGUGAUAACAGCUGUGAUAAUGACCGUGAUAACAACAGUGAUAACAACAACAGUGAUAACAACAUGCUUUGUGGUCACACAUCCCAUGCACAUACAGCAUAUGGGUUUCAGAACACACCCUCGUUCACUUAA
Oncorhynchus nerka (sockeye salmon) is the source of this 2640-nucleotide messenger RNA. RefSeq names its product dentin sialophosphoprotein-like. The coding region runs from base 1 to 2640 and encodes 879 amino acids. Lineage: Eukaryota; Metazoa; Chordata; Actinopteri; Salmoniformes; Salmonidae. The record is from RefSeq and is a predicted model, not a curated record. The transcript is spliced from 4 exons.